UUUAUAAGAAGUUACAGAACAUUACAAAAUGCAGGGCGGGCCACCCUUGCCUCCAGGAUGGGAGGCACGAUGGGAUCCUAACCAGGGCGCUUAUUUUUUCAUUGACCACAAUACUAAAAAGACUACAUGGAUUGAUCCAAGAGUUGCAUUACAAGCUAAUCAGCCCAAGCAACCACAAUAUGGAGGACAGCAUGCUGCCGCAGCCCAGCUUUUGAACCAAGCAUCUGUGCAAAGUCCUGCCACAAGAGAAAUCCCGCUUAACACAUAUAACAGGGAUGAACAUAGAGACUUCAGCAAAGGGAGAGAACUCACAACAUCCUUUCCUACUAAGCACCCACCACCAGACACAAAUAAUGCAAAGUUGGAUGCUUCAAUCAAUGCCCUCAUGAAGAGUCAUCCUGGGGCCACGUAUGACAUGGUUAAAGAUGUCCUAGUCAGUGUUAACAACAAUCACUCUAAGGCAAAAGAAACCUUGGAGUCUAUGGGAUACAAGCUGAAAACAACAGGGGGCACCUCAUCUGGAAAUCAUUCCAGACAAUCCUCAGCAAAACGGACGGAGCAUAGGUCUCCAGCGAAAGAAUCUUCACCUCCAAAAGAGACAAUAUCCGAAGAUCAGAAGAAGAAAAUAAAAUUGCGAAUAGCUGGGGCAUUUUCUCAUCUUGAAGCCAAUGUAAUUGAGAUGGCAUUAGAUAUCUGUCAUUACAAUGAAGGAAAAUGUCGCACUUUACUGAAAGGCUGGGAUGAUAGGAAGAAGCCAGAAAUAGGGGACAGAUCUAAAACAUCAGACUCUGGAUUCAGUGAAUCCAGUUUCAGUAGACCAGCCACUACAGAUCCAGUUGCUUUUGAUAUGGAUGCUGGAUUACCAGUCACCCUUGAGGCUGAUCCAGAAAGCUCCAUAUCAUCACCAAAGAAAAAAGGUUCUCCAAAGAAAACUGCAAAAUCCCAUCAGGAAAGGUCAAGGACAACAGAUCAGGGAAGGUCAAGGACAACAGAUCAGGGAAGGUCAAGGACACCAGAUCAGCGACCUUCAUCAUUAAGGGCACCACACCAAAGAGCUAAACAUGCAAAAAAGAGUAAACACAAGGAAUCUUUGGUGGCCAGACAUCCACACACAGUUUCAGAGUAUAAAACAGCUGCCAUUGGUCCUAAUCCAGAACUAAGGAAAGGCCCAGAUGAGUCCCUUCUCAUACAAAACUACAUAGCGGCUGUGGGUCCUAACCCAGAACUAAGACAUGGCCCUGAUCCCACGCGGUUAGGAAACAGAGUGGUGGCCAUGGGACCCAAUCCAGACCUGGUUCACGGCCCUAUGUACCUCCAGGAUCCUCGUAGGCUGAUAGCUGUAUAAUGUGGUCGGAGGCUGAUAGCUGUAUAAGGUGGCAGGCCUAGGAAUAACCAGGAAGUAAAACAACUGAGAAUGUGAUGGAAUGGAAUUCCUGAGAAGCUCUUGUUUUGAAGUUCAAUCUUGUAUGCUCUCUUUUUAUGAAAACUGAGGGGAAAAUGCUAAUAUAUUGUUGUUUUAAAACUUUUUUUUCAAUAUUUUUAAUAAUGAGAACUUUUUAAUGAGUCUAACUUGUAGUUCGUAUAUAGGAAAUAGAAGUAUCUAAUUAAAUAGUCUGUGAAGACUUCAUGUACUUGUAUACAUUAAUUGUAGAAACAGUUGGAUUUAAAGAUAAUCCUUGUAUCCAAGUGAGAUGGAAUGUUUCUCUUCUUAAAUGAGAGUUUGUCUACCUGUACACCAAUUUAAAAAAAAACACUUACAUGUACACUAUACAUGUACAUAUUAUACUUAGAUUGUUUGAAUUCGGCAUGCCUUAUCUCCCUCUUUCAUGUACAUUUGUAAAUGUACAAUGUAGCUAGUUUCCAGUUUUCAUGUCCAGCUGAUGACGUUCAUUUUUUUUCUGUGCAAUUCAUUGAAACUCUUGAAUGUUGUAUCACUAUAAUUGCAAUGUAUUCUUUAGACUUUUUAUGAAAAAAACUAAUAAAUACAUAAAAUGAUA
Molecule: messenger RNA, 1997 nt
Organism: Saccostrea echinata
Lineage: Eukaryota; Metazoa; Mollusca; Bivalvia; Ostreida; Ostreidae
Product: transcriptional coactivator YAP1-like
Exons: 12
Coding region: 29-1345 (438 amino acids)
Biological process (GO): hippo signaling; positive regulation of transcription by RNA polymerase II
Cellular component (GO): nucleus; cytoplasm
Molecular function (GO): transcription coactivator activity; protein binding
Source: RefSeq, a predicted model, not a curated record